AGCAUGUGACAUAUCAUGAUAAUUGAACACAAGUAUUUGAUUCCCUAUGCUAAGGUGGAGGCCUCUAUCCAGUCAGUGUGUGCAGGAGAUGGGUGUGAAGAGGAUGAGCUGUAUGAUGUUCUACAGGAGAUAAUGAUUACCAUGUAUCUGUAUGAUGUUCUACAGGAGAUAAUGAUUACCAUGUACCUGUACCUACAGGUGGAGGCCUCUAUCCAGUGUGUAUGUGCAGGAGAUAGUUGUGAGGAGAAUGAGCUGUAUGAUGUUCUACAGGAGAUAAUGAUUACCAUGUAUCUGUAUGAUGUUCUACAGGAGAUAAUGAUUACCCUGUACCUGUACCUACAGGUGGAGGCCUCCAUCCAGUGCGUGUGUGCAGGAGAUGGUUGUGAGGAGGAUGAGCUGUAUGAUGUACUACAGGAGAUGGACAGGAGGUACUUCCUCCUACAGGACCUGAAGUGGGAGUUCAGCCUGUUGGACCAUGGGCACACUGACUCUGUAACACCUGAUCAAGCCAGAUUUAUGUUUGAGGCUGUACACGGCAGCCUGUUCUCCAAGAGGAAGUGGCAGCAGUUUCUGCAGUCCCGUAAACUCCCGGACAGCGGCGUGAGUUUCUCCGAGAUCGAGGUGGACCUGUGUAACAUCCCCAACAGAGAGGAGGUACUCAAGGAAAAACUGGAGGAGGAACAACAAGCACAGGAGAAAUUCAGACGUCGGGAAGAACAAAGGUCUGCACAGAAGAAGAGAGAAGACGAUGAGAGGAAAAAGAGAGAAGCUGAAGAAUUGAAAAAAAGGAAAGAAGAAGAAAAUAGGAAGAAGGAGGAGGAGAGAAAUAUGAAGCAGAAAGAAGAAGAGAAGAUAAAAGAAAAGAAGAAGCUGGAAGAAGAGAAAGAAAGAGAAGAAAAAGAGAAAAAACGUCUGGAAGCAGAGAAGGAAAAGCAGAGGUUAGAAGAACAGAGGAGGUUGGAAGAGGAGGAGGGUCGGCGCCAGGCAGAGCUAAUUGAGGUGAAAAGGGCACAGGAGAUCCAGCUCAAACUGGAGGCUGAAGCCCAGGCCAGACAGGAACAGAGAAGUAAGGAGUUAGAGGAGGCCAAGGAUGCUGAGGUGGCUGCUAAGGAAGCAGAGGAGGCUGAGAACAAGGCUAAGAAGGAGGCAGAAGAGGCCAUGGAAGCUGCCAAGAAGGCAAAAACUGCAGAGGAGAAAGAAGCUGCUGAAAAGGCCAGGAAGAAGGCUGAGGAUAAAGCCAAAGCUGAGCGAGAGUCCCGCAUCAGGAACAACCUCAAGGUCGCGGUCAAGUCCAAGGAGAAGAAGAAGUUGGAGACGGCCAUACAGGAGUUCAAGAAGGCCAAGUUGAAGGACACAGACGGAGACUUGGCCGCAGCAGAGAGGCUAAUUAGGAUGCACCAGGCUAAGGGAGCUCUUGUUGAUGCCAUGAAGAAGAGGAAACUGCCGGACCUGGAGAAGGCUGUGACUGCAGUGAAGAAGGGAGGGUUUGAGGUGGACAUGCCUGAGGAAAUGAUACAAGCAAACAAACUCAUGGUUCGACUGAAGAGACUGGAGCGACUUCGCCAGGAGGUUCAGAACCUGAAACAGUCGACCGUGGCGGAGAUCCGCAGUUACUCCAAACCACCCGCCGCCGUCCACCAGGUCAUGAUCGCCACCUAUCUGUUGCUAGGCAACCCGGAGAAGGAGACAAAGAACUGGAAGCUUAUCCAAGCACUCGUUGGUAAGACCGGGAAGGAUGGGCUGAAGCGGCGAGUCCUGGAGUGCGAUCCCAUGAAGGUCCCGCCGGCGGCCGCGGCGCGAGCGAAAGAAAUCCUGGACCAGUUCGAUCUGGAUUCUGUCCGAGAUGUCAGUGGGGGGGCAGCAACCUUCUAUGUAUGGGCUGUUGGAGUGAUUGAAGAAGUAGAGGAGGAAAAGGAGAGAGGUCAAGAGCAGGAGUAGGGAGUCUUUUACAAGACUGGAGACAACUGCAUGUAGCUUC
Messenger RNA from Branchiostoma floridae (Florida lancelet), 1978 nucleotides. Its product is annotated as trichohyalin-like. NCBI's taxonomy places the organism in Eukaryota, Metazoa, Chordata, Leptocardii, Amphioxiformes, Branchiostomatidae. Gene Ontology annotation, cellular component: preribosome, large subunit precursor. The record is from RefSeq and is a predicted model, not a curated record. The transcript is spliced from 10 exons. Gene Ontology annotation, biological process: ribosomal large subunit assembly. Gene Ontology annotation, molecular function: rRNA binding. The coding region runs from base 16 to 1938 and encodes 640 amino acids.